AUGUCUUUGAAACAAGAGGUUCAAGAGGCGACAAAUCCCGAGUUUAAUGAAAAUGAUUACAUUAGGGAUCCAGAAUCCCCUUUCAAUGAUGUAAAUUCAGAUGCAGACGAACAACAAGUAAAUCCUGAAACUAGUCAAGAGUUUAUAACGGAAAAUCAAGAACAGACACCAAUAUUAAACCCUGAUGAUGAUGAACCUAAUAUUGAUGAUGAUGAAGCUAACAUUGAUCCAAGCAUAAUUGACCAAGAACCAGAAGAAGAUGAAGACGAUGUUAUAAAUUCCAUCAAAACCAAACGAUACAGUAAUGAUGAAGAAAGAGGUUUAACUCAGAAGAAAAUAAUAAGAAAGUCAAGACCUGUUUUACCACAAGAUGAACCAGUUAGAUACGAAGAAGCACCGGAUGGAUCAAAUUAUAAUGAUAUGAAUCCACAACAAAGAAAAAGAAUGGAAUUAGAAGAAAAAAUGACAGCAGCAGUUAAAACAAAAUCUUUUAGAAGAAGAAAAGCAGAUGAAGAUGACCUUGAAAGAAUGCAAGAUGAUAAAAUUGAUCAUUUGAAAGAAUUGAUGAUAAAUGCUGCUAAUUUAGAUGUUGAUAAAAAUACUCAAGGACAAAUCGCAACUGAAAAAUUAAAAUUGUUGGAUGAUGUAACUAAUUUGUUAUCAAGAGCCGAUUUAGCGAUAUCAAUACUAGAUAAUAAUUUAUUGGAGGCUGUAAGAUUAUGGUUGGAACCAUUACCCGAUGCAAGUAUGCCAGCUUAUCAAAUUCAAAAAGAAUUAAUACAUUCAUUAGAAUCUUUACCAAUCAAAACAGAUCAUUUAGUUGCAUCUGGUAUAGGGAAAGUCCUUGUGUUUUAUCAAAGAUCAAAAAGAACAGAACCACAAUUGAAAAAAAUUGUUGAUAGAUUAAUUGGUGAUUGGACUAGACCGAUAUUAAAUAAAUCAGAUUCAUACAAAGAUAGAGCAGUACAAUUUGGCGAAUAUAAUAGAGUAAGAUAUUCAAAUAAAUUAUCUACACAUCAUAAAAAAUCAGAAGCUAAAACGUUAUAUGAACAAAAUGCUGAAAGAAGGAAAAGAGCAGCUAUACCUACUGCUAGAACAGCUGCUUAUAAAAUUGCUCCUCGUGUUGAUACCAGUUUAUUGAGAAGGCAAGCUGGUAGAGGUGCCGGUUAUGAUGAUAGAUUCAGAAGAAUUAAUCAAAAAAUUACAUCUAUGGGAGGUAAAAGAAAGGCAACUAAGAAAGGAGGACCUUCGAUUGAAGGUAGAGAUUUAAGUAUAUAG
This is a messenger RNA of Lodderomyces pseudojiufengensis, 1278 nucleotides long. RefSeq lists its product as uncharacterized. The transcript has a single exon. Lineage: Eukaryota; Fungi; Ascomycota; Pichiomycetes; Serinales; Debaryomycetaceae. Gene Ontology annotation, cellular component: nucleus. The record is from RefSeq and is a predicted model, not a curated record. Gene Ontology annotation, biological process: poly(A)+ mRNA export from nucleus. The coding region runs from base 1 to 1278 and encodes 425 amino acids.